Messenger RNA from Silurus meridionalis, 3583 nucleotides. Its product is annotated as von Willebrand factor A domain-containing protein 7-like. The coding region runs from base 60 to 2873 and encodes 937 amino acids. Lineage: Eukaryota; Metazoa; Chordata; Actinopteri; Siluriformes; Siluridae. The transcript has 16 exons. The record is from RefSeq and is a predicted model, not a curated record.
CAAAGGAAAUUUCACAACAGAAAAGUGUAAAGCCACUCAAGGCAUCUAAAGCUUUAAAAAUGAUUAAAACAAAUCUGCUCAUCAGUACACUGAUCUACCCAAAUCUUAUAAUGAUCCUCAUGACUAGUCAGACUCUGGCUUUUAUGCCUGCUUUGUCAAAACCAAUGACACACCAGGACAUAACCCGAGUUGCAGUUUUACAGACAACGGCCGAUGUGUGCAGAUCACGAGCACUCCAGGAGGGCUGGAAUUUUGUUAUGCCAAACCCGCUGACGGUGAAGUCAGUGGCAGAAAGCUGUUACUCGUCCGAUUCAGCCAAAGAUUUUCAAAGUAGCCUUAAUAAGAUAAAUCAUCACAAUGCCUGGGUCGAUUUUUGGAAUUUUUUUACUCCAAGUUACCAUUUUGACAAUGAGAUGUUUUUAGCUGGACGGAAACUCAUUACAGACGGAGUCUCUGUUGUAAAAUACAGUGUGAAAAAGCAAAGCUAUCAAACUGCCAGAGCGGCACUUGGUAAAGUUCUACACACUUUGCAGGAUUUCUACAGUCAUAGUAACUGGAUUGAACUGGGAAAGACACAACCAUAUUCUAAUCUGAUUAAACCAGACACACUAAUUGAAAACAUAGCAGAUUCUAAAACCUGCAGUCAGUGCAGUAGUAGCGACUGCAUAGGAAACAUCCUGGAGAUGGUCAUUACACAGAAUAAAUUAACAUCAGGAUAUUUUGGUUUCUUCAAACCAAAAGGAAAGUGCAGUCAUGGAGGACUUGCUGAUCCAUCAAGUUGGUGGCAAGGAGGAAUAAAUAAGGAUUCUUCCUCCUCCAGUCACGGAUAUCUACAUUCUAAGGCGGCAUCAGUAGCCACUGCUGCGACCAAAGAACUGCUGCAGGACAUUCGAGCAUCAGUUGGAGAUUCUGAAUUUCUUAGAUUGAUGGGACUCACUCAGUCUUCAGUGCUGUGUUUUGUUAUUGACACCACUAGCAGCAUGUCUGAUGACAUUGCGGAGAUCAAACGAGUGACUUCAUCUAUCAUUGACAGUAAAACUGUCACAGAAGCUCAACCUUCAGAAUAUAUCCUCGUGCCAUUUAAUGACCCUGAUUUUGGACCACUUACAAGAACUACUGAUCCUAUCGUAUUUAAAAAGAAACUAAAUGCACUUACAGCUAAUGGUGGAGGAGAUGCUCCUGAAAUGAGUCUGUCAGGACUACAGCUUGCUCUCACUGGAUCUCCACCGGAGAUGGAGAUUUUUGUUUUCACCGAUGCUGAUGCAAAAGAUAAAGAGUUGACGAGCACUGUGCGAGCACUAAUUGAGAGAACAAAGUCCCAAGUGACCUUCAUGCUAACUAACGGCUUUAGUUCUCGGCGUCGCAGGAGUGCAGUGCCCGUAGAUGGCCAACAGCAAGUGCUUAAUGAGGUCUAUAAAGACCUGGCGGAGGCCUCUGGAGGACAGGCUAUUGAGGUCACCAAAAAAACACUGUCGCAAGCCACAGAUAUUAUUGCAGCUACCUCCAGAUCUACACUGGUCAUUAUUUUUCAAGCGAUUAGAAACCCAGGCAAGCCUGAAAACUUCCCAGUUUUUGUGGAUUCUUCUGUGAAAAACCUGACAAUUUACAUAACUGGCAGCUCACCAUAUUACACCAUCACCAGUCCUUCAGGAGUCUCACAGAGCAGCACUGAACUCAUUGGCAGUUUGGGAAUCAUUCAGAAAGUUGGUAAUUUCCAUAAAGUGCAACCAAGUAUCACAGAGCAGACUGGAGUGUGGCUCUUCAGUAUUAAUUCAACACAGUCCUACACCAUCAAAGUUGUUGGUCAAAGCGACAUUGACUUCCUUUUUGAAUUCAUUGAAUUGUCCCAAGGGCCUCAUCCAAGCUAUACUGUAUUAAACAGCAGGCCUGCAGCAAACAAUAAUAUCACCUUGUUGGUGACCAUGGUUGGUGUGGACAGCGUGAGGCCAACAGAGGUGUCUCUGAUCCAAGCUUCAAAUUCAAACUCAGUAAAUGGGACACUAGAAGAGGUAUCCAGUGGACAGUACUUGGUGACCUUUAAUGGCAUCCCAGCGGGAGAGUUUACGGUGCGUGUAGUUGGACAGCUCAGUUCUACAAGAUCUUUAGGCAACACCUUUCAGAGACAGACACCAACUCAGUUCCAAACAUCAACUGUGACCAUUACGACUCAACCUGUUGGAACAGCGGAACCAGGAAAGCAACUGAUUCUGCCGUUCACAGUGGCAACCAGUGGCCCUGGAGGACAUUUUACUAUCAGUGUCAACAAUGAUCAAAACUUUGACACUCGCUACAAUCCAUCUAUAACUGUCAAUAGUGGGGACAGCACGAAUGGCACAGUAACUCUGACUGUACCUAAUACUGCUUCCUCUGGAACUGAUGUCACUCUGACGAUACAGGCUGAAGCAACUGGUGGAAGCGACUCCAACUAUGCUGUGCUGCGCAUUGCUGUUAUAGCUCCGGUAACAGAUUUUACUCCUCCAGUAUGUGAGGCCGUUAGCUUGAAUGCUAACUGUUCAGGCAACUGUAGCCUCUCCACAUGGUACCUCACUGCCAACGUGACUGAUAGAAGUGGAUCAGGUGUUGAGAAUGUAAGAGUCCUCUAUGGAAACGGCAACCUCAGCACCACCACUGUGCUCAAUGACAGAGGUGUGAACGUCACUAUGGUCAUCUACAGCUCCUCCUGCUGUUCCUCAGACCUGGAACUGGUUGUUGUGGAUGCAGAGGGAAAUGUUGCUACCUGCUUUACGACUUCAAGAGCUGCAAAAGAAAUCACAAGUGGUACCACUAAGCGAGGCAGCACUAAUGGUGUAAAAUGUUGCCUGUUUCUCCUGGUCUUGUAUUAUCUUUGGUCUGACAUUUCCAGCCAUAUGUAGUUCUUCCCCGAGCACAAAGCUGAAUGCACAGAAUUGGAACACUGACUACACCCAAGGCUUCCUCACUCAGUACCUUUACAUCCACUCUUGUGGCCCAAUGAGCACAAACCUCCACAAACACACUUAAAAAUCAGUUGUCUACAAAUUAUUGUGGUCAGGUGCCGACAGACUUUUGCCCAUAUAGUGUAUUUAUGUUUAAAAGCAAACAAUCAGAAACUGCAUUCAAACCUGAGAGGAAAUACUAAUGGUCUGUUAUUUACUUAAUGGCAUUAAAUUAAGUUUUGCUAAGUUUGUUUAACAAAAUGUUUUAAAUCACUGAUUUGUCUGUGAUUGACUAUCAGUGACAUUUAACUUUAAGAAUCAAAAUCUAAAUCGUAUUUUAUUUUUUUCCGCUUUUAUUCUGCAAGCACUAGGGAAUAUCAAUCAGGGUAAAAUGUUUGAGUCUUUUGUUGUUACAAUGUUUUAUGCUCAUAUGUAAUACAGGAUUAUAAGGUUUUUGUAAUUAAGCAUUCAUUAAAAAAUUUACGUUUAUAUAUUUUUUUAAGCUGGAUCAGGUGCUGGUACUAAACUCCUAAGGGAUUUAGAGUUGAUAAGUAAAGCAUCAAACUGGUAGACAAAGAUUGAUUUAUAGCCAUCUAUAGGUAUAAAGUACUGUAUGUAUUAUAUGUACUGAAUUAAAAUUUCUUUUUUUGUGCAUUUUUCCCCUUUCG